Gopherus flavomarginatus (Mexican gopher tortoise) is the source of this 4783-nucleotide messenger RNA. It is a transcript of the gene TMEM250, whose product is annotated as transmembrane protein 250. The transcript is spliced from 4 exons. The record is from RefSeq and is a predicted model, not a curated record. Lineage: Eukaryota; Metazoa; Chordata; Testudines; Testudinidae. The coding region runs from base 379 to 798 and encodes 139 amino acids.
AUCAUUCCGCGCCACCCCCUCAGUCGCCUCUGCCGGUACCGGUUGGAGCCCGAGCACCGCUGGCCCGCACAUGCGCAUAGCAGCGCUUGAGCUCAGGCCCGGGCCCCCGUCGGGCCCGGGACACCUGCCCCCAGUAGCGGCGGCCACUCGGGCCGGGACCAUGGGCAGCGCGGCGUUAAAUGGCAUCCAGAAAAACCAACGGAUUAUCGACCUUUUGCUGAAUGGAUGGUUAUGCCAUUAAAAAUGCCUGUUCCUUCCUGGAAAUUCAGCAGAAAGUUUGCAUUCAUAGGUUGCUGAAUCUUUUCCAUAUUAAUGGAUGACAUUUGGUAUGUGCACUGCAAAUCCUGGUCUGGGACUCUGUGAACUGUGGGGUGCCUGAUGCCUGUAAUCCCCAUUCCCCGCCGUGUCCGUUCUUUCCACGGCCCCCACACAACAUGUCUGCAUUCAGCCUGUGGCCCAGUAAGGACCACUCACUUGGUGCGCACCAAGUACAACAACUUCGACAUCUAUCUGAAAUCCCGAUGGAUGUAUGGAUUCAUUCGUUUCCUGCUGUACUUCAGCUGCAGCCUGUUUACCUCCAUCCUCUGGGUGGCGCUCUCUAUCUUGUUUUGCCUUCAGUACCUGGGCAUCCGGAUCUUUCUGCGUUUCCAGUACAAACUCUCCAUCAUCCUCCUCUUGUUGGGGCGAAGGCGGGUGGACUUCAGCCUCAUGAAUGAACUGCUCAUCUAUGGAAUUCACGUGACCAUGCUGCUAGUGGGGGGGCUGGGCUGGUGUUUCAUGGUGUUUGUGGAUAUGUAAAUAAAGUGAGCGCAUGUGGGCUCAGGAGGUGACUCUAACUCUACCCCAAAACCUUUGGAUAUCUCCUUUGCCUUUUUUUAAAUACAAAUUUAUUUAUCAGUGCUAGAUUUUGAUAAAUUCAUGUACCUGUCUCUGGAAUUGGGUUUAUUUUUAUUUUUUUGAGGGCUGGGGUGCUGCUGAGUUACAAUCCCUGAUUUUAAAUGGGCUACAUUCAAUUUUUGUUUCCACAGUGAAAACUACAUACAUUUCCUUUCAGUCCAUAGGAGUCUAGCCUGCUGAACUAUUCCAGUGGGCAUGGAAAGGGCAGUGAUUUAACUGGAGGAGGGAAGCCAAAUAAUUUUGCACCCUGCCCCUUUAAUCAUCUGUAUCCUCUUUCUAAAAAUGUUCAAUGAUGUCCUGUGCAAGUAAUAUAUAUUCCUAUCUACCCACUCUUCUCCCUUGGUGUAUUCUGGACUUGUAUUAUCCUUUGCUAAACAUAUUGGGCCAAAUUCAUCAAUGAUUUCAGUAGACUUACACCAGCGAUGUAUUUGGACCAUUUUGAUAUUGUAUUUACCUCAGUCUGCUGCGUUGAUAGCUUUGAGCGGCUUACCCCUCUUUAGGCAUUUAGGGUGGGAUCUUCCAGAAUCACUUGGCACUGACAUAUCAUUCCCAUGUGAAGUAAUGGAAGCAGAGUUAGGCCCAGUGCUAAGUGCUUUUGAAAAUUCCACCCUCAGCAAAUAAACCACUGGAAAAUGAUAGGCCUAGAGUAACUCAUUUCCAUCUCUUCCUUAAUGCCUAACAUAUCUGGACCUGAUUCCGAUCUUUCUUUCUUUGGGUUUGCUCUAGUAUCUUCAUGGAAGUUACCCCUGAAUUGCACCAGUGGAAGUGAGAUCAGGCUAUGGUGUCCUUCAUCUAGGGGAACUUGAAAAGUAACCAAAAUCUGUAAGUGCAGCAUUGUGAAUUCUUUAAUAAUAUAGAGGAAAUAUUCUGGCUUUGCCACUAGUUGUGGCAGUGGAAGGUCAAGUCAUUAGAAACUUUUUCUGAUGAUUUAAUAAUCGAGAGACAAGUUCUGAUCUCGGUCACACCGAUCUUAAUCUGGGGUGAUUCCCCUGAAAUCAAUUUACACAUAACUGCAAGUGAGUUCAGAGCCUGGCCCAAAGUGUCUAUUCAGAGUUACCAGCAGUUACUCAGAACAGACUUAGAAUGUGGUCCCUUUCCCCAUUUUUCUGUAAGGAAUUGCAGAUUGAUUUCUUACAAGAAGGUUGGCUACAAAGACCAAGACCUAUUUCUGUUUUCAAAUCAUUGUAAUUCAGUCCAUUGAAGUCAAUGGAGUCAUGUUGAUAUAAAGUUAGUAUAAGUGAGACGAGAAUUAGGUCACUAAUGUAUUGAAAAGACAUUUUGUGUGGUUCCGUGUUUGUAUUUCCUUCAGUAGGGUUACUUCAUAGGGUCCAAUACAUACUCAUAUGCAGAGGGAAAGGGUGUUUUUACAUUGCAGCUUAUGGGGACAGUGCCUUUUGGUGGUAGACAUUUGGUUUUGCAGAUUUGCAGAUGCAGAGUAGGGCUGCUUCUCUCUGAAGCCUUAAUCUAGAGCAAAACCAGAAAUUAUCUUUACAAUCUGAUAAUCCAGUAAUGCAAACUGACCACAGGGUGCUGAUUAAGGUUGGGUCUUGGCAGAAUAAAUCUUAGAUCAGCACUGCAGGAGCUGAGAGAUGUUUCCAUGGGAGCAAAGUGGUUAAUCAGUGUUGUGCCAGAAGCCAUGUUCUCUUGAUGCUCCUUGAUAGUUACCAGAACUGUGCAUGUAACUGCUCCCCUUGGGCUUUGUUCUAGGAGAGUUCACCCAGCUGCUGUGUUUAUUACAUCUGCCUACCCAACCUGCACUCAUCACCCUUGUGUCUGAGCACCUUACACAUUCUUAUUUUGUUUUACUAAUAUCUUACAUUUAAGGCUAAGAUUUUGUCGUGGGUAUUUUUAGUAAAAGUCACAGACGGCCACGACUCACAGUGCUGUUGGGAUUUGCAGCUGCUCCAGCUCCGCCACUGCUCCUGGGGGGCUGACCCAACUCCGGCUGGCUGCCGGUCAGCUGUUCCGGCGGCCCUGGGGUUAGCCACUGGUCAACUGUUCCAGCAGCUGCGGUUUGAGCAGCCCCAAGGCUGACAGCUGCUCCAGCAGAAGUCCUGGAGGUCCUGGAAAGUAAUGGAAUCUGCAACCUCCAUGACAGUAUCACUGCCUUAGUUAUAUUUCUUAUAUAUGAGUUUCCAGAAUUGCUGGGAGGGAGGGAGAUCUUCUGUGAUACUUCCAUUCCCCAGUCUUCCCUCCCAAAAUGAUGAGGCCCAGAUUCUGGGUUCAAGUGCGCUGACCCUUUCUAGCAAAGCUACGUCGGGUCUCUGGGGAGGGUGGGUCCCCAAAUGAGAUAACAAUGCCCUGUUAUCUCUAUUCUCCAUGCAGCUCCCAGCCUAAGGGUUGGAGCACUCUGGGCACUGACUAUCCUAGCCUCCCUGACAAUUCACAGGGAGCCACUGCAGGCAAUGUAAGUUACAGCAGCCAUGGAGCUGCUCUGACUAACGCUGGAGGCCCCAGCAGCCCCCAAACCAUCCAAAAUCCAAGAGGUGCAAAAGUUAGGUAAAGCCACUUGUGCUCCUAUGCCUGGCUGGCACAUCACAAGUUCUGGCUUUAAGUCAGGUGUACAUGAAUAGAAUAAUAUUUGGCACCUACCUAGCACUUUUCAUCUUCAAAGUGUUUUACAAUCACUAGCUAAUUAAUCUUCACAACAUCCCUAGAAGGUUGCUGAAUAAGUAAGAUCUUGGUAAAGAUUUGGGAUUGUAAUCAGUUUUUUUAAUACAGGGAUUUUGUUUUUAAGCAUUUAAGUUUACUUUUAAUUAAAGGUUUUUCUCGAGAAGUUGAGAUGUUCAAAGUGACCUAUAAGUUCAAGGACGUGAAGGCAGGCUGUGAGGAGAAAGCUGUUAACCAAGCCAAAGCUAUAUGAUGGACAGAGUAAACGACACAGUAAAGCGUGUGCUUUCAAUAAGCAAUUUUUUCUCAUAAAGUUUUCUUCAUUGCAAAAGUCCUUUCUUAAAAAAAAAAAAUGGUCAGAACAGACCAAAUAAUAGAACGGGUAGAAGCUGGAAUUUAUUCCUAUGUCUUUAGGAGUCAGACAAAUAGCAAAUUAAUGUUAGUUGCCAGAAAUAUUUUAGCCUGAGCAGGUGUGGGCAAACCCUACUCCACUGUGGAAAUCAAUUUUCCCUUGGAUUUAUUCCUGUUUCCCAAACUCACUCAGACAUGAGAGAGACAUGGUCAGAUUAAAAUAAUUAGACAAAAAAAUUCAUUAUAUUACAAAUAACUAUGGAUAAUAAAACUGAAACGAUUUGAAAAAUUUAAUCAACUUUUCCCCAUUGGUGAUGUUUGCUUCACUUUUUCAAUUUCAUCUUGGACAAUGAGAAUAAACUGGUCGCUUUCAUUUUUGUUUUUAGUUAGUGUUUCCUUGAUCCUGUCAUACUGCUUCUUUGGGCUAUAAAUACUGCAGAUUAAUGUUUAUUUGGUUUUUAAAAUGCUUCCAGAGGAAUUUUAAUAGAAACCAUAGAAGCAAGACAAAUAGAAAUAAGUUUUGAGAGAGAUUAUUUUUACCAGACCUACAUAUUGGGCUGUAUUUGAUCUGACAGUGUCCCUUCGGGGCCCAAUCCUGCAGUCUUUGCACAUCCCAAACUCCCUUUGAUAUCUCCUUUUCAAGUCAUUGCAGGUUUCAGAUAUGCAGGGAAUGGAAGACCUUUAUGUUUUUGAAGCUGGAACUCCCAAUCUGUUACAGCAGACUUAAGGGCAAGGAUGAUUGCAUGUGUGGUAACAAAGUCGCAUUAGCUCUGCCCUUUAACUGAUGAAUGUAUAAACUACAAUGCAAGGUGUUUGAUUUGCACCAUGUUAACCUUUUGAAACAUGGAUACAACUCAGUGUCUCGAGUGCCUGUUGAGUUCUUUAUGAAACGUGCCACCUUAAUUAAACAUUUUUAUUAAACGUC